This is a messenger RNA of Phalacrocorax carbo (great cormorant), 3290 nucleotides long. Lineage: Eukaryota; Metazoa; Chordata; Aves; Suliformes; Phalacrocoracidae. The record is from RefSeq and is a predicted model, not a curated record.
CCCGCUCCUGCCGCCGGCGCCGGUCCCGGCUCGGUCUGCCGGAAGGGAUUUUGCGCCCUUCCGCCGCGGGGUCACGUGACAUCCCCUUGGUAACGCAAGAUGGCGGCGCCCAUGUUGCUGCCCGAGUCCCCUCUGGGGAAGCUGAGCCAUCAAAAAUACAGAGCUAUUCUGAAGAAAGAAAAGCGGAAAAAAAAGCGGCAGGCCCUUGCCAAACUAAGAGACUCAGAAGCUACAGAAAAAGAUGAAUCAGUGUCUGAGGAGGAAGAGGAGGAACUGGAAGAAGAAGAGGAGGAAGAAGAAGAAGAAAAAAAGCUUGAGGCAGAAAGACAAAAACUACAUGAGCAGUGGUUGCUGAGAGAAGAAAAGGCCCAAGAAGAGUUCAAGCUUAAAAAAGAAAAAGAAGAGGCUGCGAGAAAACGUCAGGAAGAAGAAGAGCGGAAGAUCAAAGAAGAAUGGGAAGAGCAGCAAAGAAAAGAGAGAGAAGCGGCACAGCAGAAGCAACAGGAGAAGAGAGAGAGAGAGGCAGCUGUGCAGAGGAUGCUGGAUCAAGCUGAAAGCCAGCUGGAGAAUGGUGUCACCUGGCAUAACCCAGAACCCCCAGAGAAUAUAGGAACAGAGAAAGAUAGAGCAAAUUGCCCAUUCUAUAUUAAAACAGGUUCCUGCCGAUUUGGAGACAGGUGUUCUCGCAAGCAUAACUAUCCAACAUCUAGUAAGACACUACUUGUCCGAGGGAUGUUCCUUACUUUUGGCAUGGAGCAGUGCCGGAGAGAUGACUACGACACGGACGCGAGUCUCGAGUACAGUGACGAGGAGACCUACCAGCAGUUCCUGGAGUUCUACGAGGACGUGCUCCCCGAGUUUCAGAAUGUGGGGAAGGUUGUUCAAUUCAAGGUCAGUUGCAAUUACGAGCCUCACCUGCGAGGAAACGUGUAUGUCCAGUAUCAGUCGGAGAAGGACUGUCAGGCAGCUCUUGCUCUAUUCAGUGGACGAUGGUAUGCAGGCCGACAGCUUCAUUGUGAAUUUUGUCCUGUGACAAGGUGGAAAACUGCUAUAUGCGGCUUAUUUGAAAGGCAGAAGUGUCCAAGAGGGAAACACUGCAACUUUCUUCAUGUAUUCAAAAAUCCAAACAAUGAGUUUUGGGAGGCCAAUAGAGACAUACGUAUUUCUCCUGAACGGACUAAUCAGUUGUCUAAAAACUCUGAAAGGAGAAACAGAACGAGCCAUCGUGAUGACUAUUACAGCCGGUCAAGGAGAAGGGGCAGCCCAAGCCCAGAUCAUUCUUACCGGAGAAAUGGAGAAUCUGAGAGGAAAAAGAAUCGCCGCAAAAACAAGAGAAGGCGCCGGUCUGGCAGGUCAAGAAGUCGAGAGAGGAGGAGGUCUCGCAGCAGGGGGAGAAAGAGGAGAGGCCGCAGUCGCAGCAGAAGUCAUAGCCGAACACGCAGUAGGAGCAGAAGUCGGAGUUCCUCUCGGUCAAGGAGCAGGGGUAAAAAGAGAUCGAGCAGCAGAGGAAAAAAUAGUGAAACUCCCAAAACAAAGUGAGAAUUACUUUUAGAAGUUGCUAAUUGGUCAAACAUAGAGCUGACACAGAAAUCUUUCCAGUAGGGCACCAGAUAUAUUUGAGUUUCAAAUAAAGUGUUCUUGCACAUUAAAAUGUUUCUUCCUAAUAAAGGAACCUAGUUUAUUGUGUGCUAAGCUUCAGAAAAUGAAAAGUUUAAGUCCUACAUAAGGUGUGAAUGUCAAGUACCCUAGCUACUCUGUCCCUCUGAACUGCUGCAACAUCUGGAUGCAUACCGAGUACAAAUAGAAAGAGAAGUAAAGCUUAUUUGGUAUAUGCUUAUUUCUGUGUUAUGUGUGUGUUAAGUGUUUACUGUCCCUGUAAGGAGUUAGUACAGAACAGCCAGCGUGCUGUAAAUUCACACCACAGCAUACCGCGAACAGAAGUCUGUAGAAGACUGCCAUUUAUAUUUUCUGUCUGUUUAUGGGAAAUCUUUUUCUAGACAAAGUAAAUAGAAUCAUGUUAUGAGUUGGAGAAAAGGGAUCUGAAAGACAUCACUGUUUGAUUGUACAGUACUUGCCCAGUAGGAGCUUUGUGGUCAUAAGUGUUGGAUUUUCCUCUGUCCCCUGACUGAGCUGCUGAGCUAAUUGCCUGUAGGGAUUGCAGUAGACUAAAACCAAGGCAGAAGUACACAGAAAAACAAUCAAUUUAUUCAGUACCUUAAUCCUCAAGUAAGAGUGGAGACCAUGCACUUGUAAUCCUCGAGUGAGGAUAAAAAAUACUUUGCAUACCUCUUGGUUACAUACCAUCUGUAGCUGAAAGCAGCCUGCCUAACCUGCAGUGGCGUGGUAGAAGAGCGUACAUCUGGUAACGGAAGAUGCGUAUGUGUAGUUGUGAAGGGCCAAGAUGGUUGCAGAGUGGCUACAGAAACCGAAGGUUUUCUAACUGAAACAAUACUUUACGGUUUUUUUUGGAGGGGAGGACUUGAUUUAAAGCCUUUUUAGGCUUAUUUUACAAACAGUUUAAGGCACCCUGCUGCCUAGCUUCCCUACGGUCAAGGUCGAGAGUAGGGUACAUAAUGAAGUUACCAGGACAAAACCCUUUUGAAAGGACAGCUAUAUUAGCAAAGUACCUGCAACUAGAUAAACCAUUAGAACUAUUUCUUCACUUUUAAAUAAAAGAUUUGAGCUGUUAGAUGGACUGUACUUCAUGCUGCUCAACUUCAGGUAUUUAACUUAGGCACCUGGGGUCCUCAGAUGCUUGGAGAGAGCAGUCUGCGGCGCUGGAAGUGCAGGUGUGCAGAUGCCCUGAACAGUCUGCAGAGAUACCUCCUUCUCUUUAGCCUCUCCAAAGAACUUGGGCUCCUGCCGUUAGAGUACAGUUCAGACCACCCAGGUUAGAAGCCUAAAGUGGACGUCAAGUGCUCCCAGAGAGACACGUGUUACGAUUCCAACAGCACAACAUAAAGUCCCGUAGAAAAUCUGGGUAUCCAAACCUUAUGAUAGCAUUCCUCACAGCAAGAACGUUUUUUCCCCCAGGGUAGUUAAGAGUGAAUGAACAUUGUUUCUGAAUAUAAUAUAUAUAUAUUUUUGCUUUUCUAAAUGCAUACUGCACCUAGCAUGCUGAUUAUACAUUUUCCUUCUUUCAUGUGUAACUGUUGUCCAAUAUGGAGUAAUACAACAAAAGUGCUAUAUAUUGAUGUUCAGUUCAAACCCGACUUUCACUAUAUAUUGUCAUAACUGUAGGCAGAAUCGUAGCUUAGUUCAUUUGAUUAAAUGUUUUAGUUAUUAACAGA